GUGCAUUUGUAGCCAAGAUUGCACGACCUCAGAAGAGAGCAGCAGCCAUCCAGUUCAGCCCACAGGCAGUGGUGGGCCAACACCAGGGCCAGACAUGUCUCAUGAUUAGAGUGUCCAACCUGAUGCACCAACCUUUGAUCCACGUAAAGGUGAGUGCUGUUCUUUAUGAAGAGCAUGAAGGUCAAGCACUGUACCAGACUUCCCUGGACUUCUACUUGGAUGAUCUGGGCCAGCGGCCAUGCCCAUUUUUUAUUUUCCCACUCACUUUUUAUCACAUACUGGACCGCCGGAGCCCCCUUCACCCCAUCCUGUGUGAAGGCACAUCCAGCCACUUUGAGUUGGUGGUCUUUCUUACAGCCAUGCAGGAGGGAACUGGGGACUCCUGCCAGAAGAGAACCUCCUAUCUGCGCCAAGAAAUUCAGUUUGAUCGGCAAUUUCUGCCUGCUCUGGGACUGGAUGCUCAGGGGCGGUACCUGGUGAGCACUCAGCACUUUGACACGGCCCACUCCAAGGAGCCCCUGAACAAGGACUGUGUAGUCCAGAUCAAUGGAGAUGGGAGCGACAGGAUGGAGUAAGUGUGAUGAAAAAGAGCUGGUUUAAGAACUGUGGGAAAUCUCUGAUGCACGUCAUUAUUUUUGUCAGGAGAUUUUUAUAUGAAUUUU
Molecule: messenger RNA, 662 nt
Organism: Nematolebias whitei (Rio pearlfish)
Lineage: Eukaryota; Metazoa; Chordata; Actinopteri; Cyprinodontiformes; Rivulidae
Product: inward rectifier potassium channel 13-like
Exons: 1
Biological process (GO): potassium ion import across plasma membrane; regulation of monoatomic ion transmembrane transport
Cellular component (GO): plasma membrane
Molecular function (GO): inward rectifier potassium channel activity
Source: RefSeq, a predicted model, not a curated record